UAAUGGAGAAAGAUAAAUUAAUUAUUAAAAUACAAAAACAACAACAAAGGAUACAAAUUAAUAUUCAAAUUUUGAGAAUAUUCCUUUAUUUUUUAUUUCUUUUAUUUUUAAUUCCAAAUAUUUUAGUAGAAGCAUUCCUAAAAGUAGAUGAAAGUGCAGUAACUACGGGAAAAUAUAAAGUACUUAGAAUUGUCCCAAAAACAUUAGACGAGGUUAUCGUCCUUCGAUCUUUAUACAAAAUUGCACAAGAAUAUGAGCUUGAUUUUUGGAAAGGGCCAACAAAUAUUGGUGUUUUUGUUGAUGUAAUGGUUCCCCCAGGCAUUGUACAGUCAUUUAAUAAUUUUCUAGACGAACAAAAUAUUCAGCAUAAUAUAAUUAUUGAGGAUGUACAAAAAAUGAUUUUACAAAGAGAAAAGGCUAACGGCUCAAAUCAACAAAAUUUUAGCUCAUUCAGCCCUUCUUUGUUGAGUGAAUUUUUGUUAUUUAGUAAAAGAAAAAUGAGAGAUGAUUCUACAUAUCAAAGUACAAAUAAAGCAAAAUAUGGAUUUGGAGAAUACCAUUCUUAUCGAGAAAUACAACAAUGGAUGGAGGAUAUUGAAAGAAAUUAUCCACAAAUUGCCCGAACAUUUGCUAUUGGAACAACAUAUGAGGGUAGACCAAUUGCUGGAAUUAAAUUGGGUAAUCCAAUUGAUGAUAUUUCUAAAAGAGCCGUUUGGAUUGAUGGAGGAAUGCAUGCGAGAGAGUGGGCAUCAAUUCAUACAGCUUUGUGGUUUAUAGAAAUGUUACUUACCCAAUUUGGAACAGAUCCAAAAAUUACAGAUUAUAUGAAUACUUUAAACUUUUAUUUCGUUCCAGUUGCAAAUCCAGAUGGAUUUGAAUAUUCUCGUUCUGAUGUUAAUCCCCAAACAAGAUUUUGGAGGAAAAAUAGAGGGCCACAAACUUGUAAAAAAGAUCGUUGGAGACGUGAACGUUGUUGUGGGGGUGUUGAUUUAAACAGAAAUUUUGAUUUUCAUUGGGGAGAGACUGGAUCGAGUUCUGAACUUUGCUCUGAUAUUUUUCAAGGUGAUUAUGCAUUUAGCGAGCCUGAAAGUCGUGCCAUUCGAGAUAAAAUAUUUUCUCCUGAACUUAAUGGAAAACUUGAUGCUUUUAUUACUUUACAUACUUACUCGCAAAUGUGGAUUCAUCCAUUUAAUCACGAAAGACGUAAUUUCCCCAGCGAUAUUGAGGAUUUACAAACAAUUGGACGUCGUGGAGUUCGAGCAAUUGAAGAAGUUUACGGAACAAAAUAUAGAUUUGGAACGGGGGCAGAUAUUUUAUAUCCGUCAGCUGGAGGUUCCGAUGAUUGGGCAAAAGCAAAGGCAAAUAUUAAAUAUGUUUAUUUACUUGAAUUGAGACCUGGAGAAGAAGAAUGGGAUGGUUUUCUUCUUGACCGUCGCCAAUUAAUUCCAACUGGACGAGAAACUUGGGAAGGUGUUAAAGUUGUAAUUGAUGCUGUAAUGAAGAGAAUAAAAGACAACAACAACAAACAACAACAAAGAAUUUUGCCUAUACCAACAAUCCCUACAGCAGCCCCAACAUUUUCUUCUUCUCCACCUCCACCUCCUCCAACAACAACAAUUAGUUCAACAACACAACAACCACAAACUCCACCUAUUGCACAAGUGCCUCCACGUGUUCUUCCACAAUUGGCGCCACAAUCUUCGAUACUAGACUCACGAUCCUCCGCUCCACAAUCCUCGUUAAGGCAAUUUUUACAAAUAAAUAGAAGGGUUGACGGUUCUAUUGGUGGUGGAACAUCAAUUGUUGAAAGACAAAAUAAUAAUGGAGUUAAUUCUAAUGAUUUGAGACAAGCUCUUCAUUUACGUCUUGCAAGGCUUAGACAAAACCAACUUCAAGCUCGUCGAGACUUUGACAGACGAAGUUUAGCACAAUUACAAACACCUGAUCAACAAAGAGCAUUUUGGACGAGUGGAGGUAAUUGA
This is a messenger RNA of Meloidogyne enterolobii, 1982 nucleotides long. The record is from the annotation of a GenBank genome assembly. NCBI's taxonomy places the organism in Eukaryota, Metazoa, Nematoda, Chromadorea, Rhabditida, Meloidogynidae.